UUAUCAUUCUCCCAUUAUCUUUUUAACGAACCAAACUUAGCGUAUUAAUGCUCUCAUACACCAUAAUCGAUUCUUUCUCCGGGCUUAUUUUGAGUAGGAAUAGCCUCAGUGGAAACUUGCCAGUUCAAGGUUUUACAAAACUGAAGAUAUUAGAUUUGAGCUCGAAUCUAUUUAGAGGGACCAUUCCUUCAUCUAUUGGGGCACUUCAUUCUCUAAGGGCAUUGUUUCUAUCUUCUAAUUGGUUUAACGGCUCAUUACCAAAUCUCGGAUUUACAAGAUUGGAGAUACUAGAUUUGAGUGGUAAUCAAUUUAGCGGGGCCAUUCCUCCAUCUAUUGAGGCACUUCAUUCUCUAAAGGCAUUGUUUCUAUCUGAUAAUCAACUCAAUGGCUCAUUACCAAAUCUUGGUUUUACAAGAUUGGAGAUAUUAUAUUUGAGUUCGAAUCAAUUUAGUGGGGCCAUUCCUCUAUCCAUUGUGACACUUCAUUCUUUAAAGGCAUUGUCUCUAUCUUCUAAUCAGUUUAACGACUCAUUGCCAAAUCCCGGUCUGUGUGGAUUAAAGAGGCUUCAAGAGUUGGAUCUGAGCCAAAACAGUUUUGAAGGGACACUUCCUCCAUGUCUAAACAAUCUAACGUCUCUUAAACUUUUAGAUAUUUCAAACAAUUUUUUCUCCAAAAACCUUUCCUCAGAUUUGAUACAAAGCCUCCCAUUAUCCCUUGAAUUCAUUGAUCUUCGUCACAACAAUUUUCAAGGCUUAUUCUCCUUCAACUAUAUUAGAAAUUAUUCCAAGCUUGAGGUAUUCAUGCUCACAGGCUACAAAGAUAGAUUACAAGUUGAUGCUCAGUGUCCAAAUUGGAUUAAUAUGUUGUUUCAAUGCAAGGAAUUGAUACUCUCUGAUUUGAGCAUGACCAGUAUUCCAAAGUUUCUCUUUUAUCAACAAAAAUUGAGAGCAAUUGAUCUUUCUCACAACAAGUUGAAAGAAGAGUUCCCUGUUUGGCUACUGCAAAACAAUUCUAACCUCAAAUUUAUGAAUCUCAUGAAUAAUUCUUUUGUUGGUCAACUCUAUUUGCCAUCACAUGAAAUUAGAAAUAUGGUUUGCAUGGAUCUCUCAAACAAUCAUUUUACUGGAAAGUUGCCAAAGGAUUUUGGGGACAAACUUCUUGGCUUACAAUAUCUUAAUUUGUGUCAGAAUCAGUUUGUAGGUGCUCUUCCAAGUAGUCUGGGUAAUAUGAGAGAUUUGGUCACGUUGAACUUGGCCUUCAAUUUUUUCUCAGGAGAAGUCCCUACUGAAUUACUUAUGGGGUGUAGCAAGUUGGAAGAUUUGAGGUUGUCUUACAAUAGAUUAAAAGGCCAAUUUUUCUCAUCUAAAUUCAACUUGACCUCUUUGCGUCAUCUAGAAUUGAACGACAAUGGAUUCGCUGGAAGCCUGUUGAAUGUGAAGCUUGAGACAUUGACAAUGUUAGAUGUUAGCAAUAACUACUUUAGGGGUCCAAUUCCUACUUGGGUUAAUCAGGUGAGUUUCUUAAUUUCAUUGAGGAAUAACUCUUUUGAAGGCCAAUUUCCAUGCCAACAAUCUAUGUCUAACUGGUUACAUUUUUUGGACUUUUCUCAUAAUUUUCUUUCUGGUCAUCUACCUUCUUGCAUUGAUUUCACCAACAUCAAUGAGGUUCAUUUAGAAGGGAACAAGUUCACAGGAUUGUUGCAAAAUUUUCUUCCCAAUUCCUCAUGUGGUCUUUCUGUGUUGAAUCUUAGAGAUAACAACUUGUCUGGCUUCAUCCCUGACCUAAGUGGUACGUUUCUAAAUCUAAAAAUUCUUUUGUUGGGAAAAAAUCAUUUAAAGGGUUUGAUUCCAGAGACAUUGUGCUUAUUGGAAAAUAUAAGCAUAAUGGAUCUUUCUAGUAACUCUUUCUCUGGAACAAUACCCUUUUGUUUCCAAAAUUUAACAUUUGGGGUUAGGGAAAAUUAUGGUGAUACUCUUAUACAAGACAAAUGGCUAUUUGGGAACAUGUUUACUGAUGAAAAUCACAUAUAUGGAGAUUUCAUAAAGAAAAAUUUGGACCUUCCCAUGUAUAUUGAGGUUGUAGCAUUGAAUGAGAUCUAUUUGGUUGAUAAAAAUAGAGGCACCUCUUACAAGGGUAGUAUACUAAAUUUCAUGUCUGCUCUUGACAUGUCCUGCAACGAUCUGACUGGAGAAAUCCCUCAAGAGCUUGGAAAGCUUACACAAAUUCGUGCUUUAAACUUAUCUCAUAAUCAAUUAUCGGGUCCUAUUCCAAUUACUUUGUCAAAACUAUCCAACAUUGAAAGCUUGGACCUUUCCUACAACAAUUUGAGUGGAAAUAUCCCUUUAGAGUUGACCAACCUAAACUUCUUAGAGGUCUUCAAUGUGUCAUACAACAACUUAUCUGGUGAGAUUCCAAUGAAAGGACAGUUUUCAACGUUUGAGGAAAGCAGCUAUGCAGGAAACCAAUUUCUUUCCAGGCUACCAUUGGAGAAAUGCUGCAUCAUUAAUACUGAGACACCACAUUUGGAAUUAUUACCUUCAGAUGCAACUAAAGGGAAAUGGUAUGAAGUUGACCUUCUUGCUUUCUAUGCAUGUUUUUCCCCAGCAUAUGCAAUGUUCUUUCUGUUGAUCGUGUCCCUUCUCUACAUCAACCCUCACUGGCUUGAAAGGCCACUUUAUUUCAUAUCAAACAUUAACUACCUUCUGAAUUUGGCAUUCUUCGACAUUUUGAGUCAUUGAUGAAGAUUUUUAAUAGUCCAUCUUAUUACCUAGUUCUUGCAACUUUAUACACCAUGUAGUCAGUUUAGUCCUUUGGUUGUGACAAUGCCUAGUUAUUGUGUAUAAGUUUGGAAAUCUAAAUUUAAAGAGGUUGUGUAUUUGAAUUUGGGGUUUAAAUUCAAAUAAAAGGUUUGUUUUUAU
This is a messenger RNA of Rubroshorea leprosula, 2918 nucleotides long. The record is from the annotation of a GenBank genome assembly. NCBI's taxonomy places the organism in Eukaryota, Viridiplantae, Streptophyta, Magnoliopsida, Malvales, Dipterocarpaceae.